Molecule: messenger RNA, 1889 nt
Organism: Xyrauchen texanus (razorback sucker)
Lineage: Eukaryota; Metazoa; Chordata; Actinopteri; Cypriniformes; Catostomidae
Product: UPF0461 protein C5orf24 homolog
Exons: 3
Coding region: 166-960 (264 amino acids)
Source: RefSeq, a predicted model, not a curated record
UUAGAAGGAAACUAUAACACAUUUGAUCAAUAUUAAAGUGAACGUCAUCUGGUUUUAUUCAUCUGAGCUUCGAUUAUAAACAGCCAAAAUUCAUCCAGCACCAAAAUGGGACAAUAAAAUCUGAUUUAACCCUUUGCAUUCCGAAAUCAGCAUUAAAACGAGAAUAUGAUGCGUCAGGUGUCCAGCAGCAGCAGUACUGAGUUCUGUCUCAGCGGCAGGCCGGCGUGUUUAGUACAGGAUGAAAGACGCUCAGCGGGACACUUUGAUUUGUGCUCCACCAAGUUUUACUCGUCCGCAGCAGCUCCACAGCGCUCACGACAGCUGUGCCUCGCUAACCUAAGCCCAUCAACUGAACCCCCCAAAUCCACAUCCAGCCAGAGGCCAGACUGCUGCAAGGAACCGCAGGGGUCCACCGCUCUUCAGGGACGCGAGAAAAGCGGCGACUCUAAGAAAAAGUCAGUGCCGGGCAGAUCCGGUAAACGCGGGCGGCCAGCAGGGACGACCAAAUCAGCCGGCUACAGAACCAGCACCGGCCGGCCGCUGGGCACCACUAAAGCCGCUGGUUUUAAAACCAGCCCGGGGCGGCCGUUAGGCACAACCAAGGCCGCGGGUUACAAAGUGAGUCCCGGUCGCCCGCCUGGCAGUAUCAAGACCCAGUCCCGCCACGGUAAGCUGAGCUACAGCAGCUGCAGCGGAGCGGCGUUCCCAUACAGCGUCAUGCACAAAUCCACCGAGUGUGAAGCGCCACUGAAAGACAACGAAAUAGAAACAACAAAAAUGUUAUUACAAGGGCCACCAUUCCUCCUCAGUGGCUUCCCCAUACGAAACCAAAAAACACUGCCACCCAUCACCGUGGUGUCAUCAGAGGCCUUUUCCCAACCCAUGCUGCGUCCAAAUGACAGUCAGUCAAGAAACGCCCUGCCGUUACCACUCCACAGUGCUCUGCCAUCAUACUCAUGAUUGUCUGUUACGAGUGUGGGCUUCAUUUGUCAAACAACACACACGAUCUUGAACACUGACACCGUGACAUCAUUACAAGUGUAAAUAUACCCGAGCGCCUCAGUGACUGCCCAUGGCAUGUCCUGUGUAAAAAUUGUGUUGUUCUACACUAAUGCUGGCACUGCGGACACACAUUGAGUGCAAUACUAAUGUCCUUUAAAUCUUUUUCCGAUUCCGGCACUCCACCAGAGAACUUCACUUCACAAUGACUUCUUAUAAUGUGUGCAUGCUCAGUGGGGUUUUCAGAUUGGAUCACAGAUUUCCACAUAUUCACUCAGACGAGAUUCUGCUGUAUAAGUCUUAGUGACCUUGAAAGAAAUAUGCACUCCAGUUUUCCUUUAAUUUAAUUUGUGAUGUUUGUAUUGUAUUAACGCUUGAUUCUGAUGAUUAUUUUCAGUAUGUGGGAAUGCUUUCAGCCUCUAGUUAACUAGUGAUGUGUAAAUGUUCUUAUUGUCUGAUGGUGAUAUUCAGACGUGCACUUAUAUGUAAUGGUGUACAGCAUUCACAACAGAUGUUAUGUUCAUAGAAUCAGUGACAUUGAUGGGCUUUUGUUACAUUUUCUCUCUUUCAUUCACUUUGAAAACAUUCUUCUUAUCAACAUUGUGUAUUUCCUUCUUUCUGGUUAAUUGAUCUAUUCCAUUAUUGACAUGGGCAUAAGAAGUUUUAAUGGCUAUUCAAUUGUAUUGUGUUAUAUAGAAAUAUGGAUAUGGUCAGUGAUUUACAGGUGGAUGUAUGUAUGAAUGAUAAUUAUUUAAAAGCACUUGUCCUUUCACUAACUUUUGUUUGUACAUUUACAAAUGUAACAAGAAAGUUUAUCGGUCUUUAUCAGCCUCACCAUGAGUGAUUUAAGAUUUGCAAUGACUUUUCUCUUGUUGCAUGUGUGUAGGAUU